GUUUUCAUGAAGGAUAACUGAAUCAACUUCCGCCGAUUUUUUUCCUGGAGGAAAAAUGGAACUUCAAGAUGUGUUUUACAACAAUGCAGAAUAUAUUGAAACUGCAUCCGGCAAUAAAGUCAGUCGUCAGUCAGUCUUGUGUGGAAGUCAGAAUAUAGUUAUUAAUGGAAAGACAGUUAUAAUGACAGAUUGUGUUAUAAGAGGAGACUUAGCUAAUGUCAGAAUAGGACGGCAUUGUAUUGUUAGUAGGAAAGCUGUUAUACGACCUCCAUUUAAAAAGUUUAGCAAAGGUGUGGCAUUUUUCCCUAUUCAUAUUGGAGAUAAUGUAUUUAUUGGUGAAGACUCCAUUGUGAAUGCAGCCCAAGUUGGUUCUUUUGUUCAUAUUGGUAAAAACUGUGUAAUUGGAAGAAGAUGUGUAUUGAAAGAUUGUUGUGCCAUAGCUGACAACACAGUUCUUCCUCCAGAAACUGUAGUUCCUCCUUUCACAGUAUUUUCUGGUUCUCCAGGUAGAUUUACUUCAGAGCUUCCAGAAUGUACACAGGACCUAAUGAUUGACGUAACAAUGAGUUUUUAUGACCACUUCAAAUCUAUAGGAGGACCAAAAUCUAAAGACAGGAAAAGUUUUAGUGAAUGAACAUGAUACCAGUGGUAACAUUGCUGGAAUUGUUUGAAAAAGAAUGGAAAAAUGAAGAAAACUGUAGUGCUUGAACUUUAUUUAUUGAAAGAAAGAGUGCUUUAUUUGAGUUUUGUACAUUUUGGUGAAUGGCAGUUUUAUUUUAAUGCUUACUUUAACCAGGAACCAUUAUGUUAUAUAUUGUUGUAACACAUGCUAUAAAGGGUUCAGACAGAAUGAAGAUGUAGGAUAAGAAUCUCUGGUUAUUGUUUGUUGUCCUUAUUAUAGAUAGUGCAGCAACUGUCCCUCUUUGGGAUGUCAAUUUCUACUCAUAUUGAUUGUGGAUCAUCUUGGCUUUGGUAUCUGCUUAUAAGGCCUGUCAGAAGAAAUAGACACAUUCUUAUCUCACUAAAGGGUCACAUCAAACAUUUUUAUUCUGAUUAUAGUGUUUUAUAAGACUAAAAUGGAAAGAAGAGCUAAGAUUGGCUAUAUUCACUGUUUAUUCAUAAUAAAGCAUUGUAUAAUUUUGAAUCACUUUCAGAUUAAGCAAGCAUAUUGUUUUUUUUUUAUAAGAAAUGAAGAAUAGUUGAAAACAUCUGUCUAUUCAAACCAAUUCUAAAGUGAAAAGGCAUAUUAGAAAAAAAAAUUGAGUGAUCAUAUUAAACAAUGUACCACUUAAAAAUGUGUGCUUUUUAGUAAUUUGACUUGUUUAUGGCUAUUCACUAUAUAUGAACAGUAUCUUUGUUUUCAAGACUUGUUUGUUAUAAUUGAAAAUACUGGUUAGUGCAAAUUGAAAAUACAAGAUGAAAAAUGAUUAUAUAUUAUGUAUUUAUUAUGAGGUGAUAUAUUAUUAAAGUCCUGUUUAUGUAAUGUGCAAUAAAAUAUAUACACUCAAAA
Molecule: messenger RNA, 1510 nt
Organism: Mytilus californianus (California mussel)
Lineage: Eukaryota; Metazoa; Mollusca; Bivalvia; Mytilida; Mytilidae
Product: dynactin subunit 5-like
Exons: 8
Coding region: 56-634 (192 amino acids)
Source: RefSeq, a predicted model, not a curated record